Messenger RNA from Pygocentrus nattereri (red-bellied piranha), 2528 nucleotides. It is a transcript of the gene ppp2r2bb, whose product is annotated as protein phosphatase 2, regulatory subunit B, beta b. Gene Ontology annotation, molecular function: protein phosphatase regulator activity; protein binding. Lineage: Eukaryota; Metazoa; Chordata; Actinopteri; Characiformes; Serrasalmidae. Gene Ontology annotation, biological process: peptidyl-serine dephosphorylation. The transcript is spliced from 9 exons. Gene Ontology annotation, cellular component: cytosol; protein phosphatase type 2A complex. The coding region runs from base 492 to 1823 and encodes 443 amino acids. The record is from RefSeq and is a predicted model, not a curated record.
GAGACCGGGCGCUGCAGGCUGCGCCACUCCAUCGCACGCAGAACGACAGCAAGAAAACCGAGCCACAGCUGCUGAGGCGAAACUCGCCGCUCAAAGUCUCUAAAGUCGGAGGACUGUCCGUGGCAGCUCUUUUCACGCCAUGUUUUCCCCUCGUGCCGCUGCUCGCCUCAUCGCUGUGUGUCCGUGUCCUCCGUGCAUUAAUCCGAGUGAUUAGACCCGGUUCUGUAUCGGCUCCGUGCCUCAUUGACACGCCCAGGUUUUGGACACUACGGACCGCUGACCCCCCCCACCCCCGCUUCUCCUUCGCCGUGUACGUUUUGGCUCGGACUUGGUGCUCAAAUUAGCAGCGGCUUCUCUCGUCUCUCACCUCCGUGUUGCGUCUUCUUCGCCGGUUCUGUGGGACGAUGUCCGCGCGCAUCUAAACGGACGGCGGCGGAUCAUGGAUCCCGGUUCUUCCACUUUUCGCUCCCCAACGUAAAACCGCCUUCUCAAUGGACGAGGACAUAGACACCCGCAAGAUCAACAACAGCUUCCUCCGCGACCACAACUAUGCAACUGAAGCUGACAUCAUAUCCACGGUCGAGUUCAACUCCACCGGAGAGCUCCUGGCCACAGGGGACAAAGGAGGUCGAGUGGUGGUGUUCCAGAGAGAGCAGGAAAGUAAAAAUCAGCCACACCGGCGGGGGGAGUACAACGUUUACAGCACCUUUCAGAGCCAUGAGCCUGAGUUUGACUACCUGAAAAGCCUGGAAAUCGAGGAGAAGAUCAACAAGAUCCGCUGGCUGCCUCAACAAAAUGCUGCCUACUUCCUCCUCUCCACCAAUGAUAAAACCGUGAAGCUGUGGAAGAUCAGCGAGAGAGACAAGCGGCCAGAAGGUUAUAACCUGAAGGACGAGGAUGGCAGAAUCCGAGACCCCACCACCAUCACGGCCCUGAGAGUGCCCGUGUUGAGGCCCAUGGACUUGAUGGUGGAGGCUACACCUCGCCGAGUGUUCUCCAAUGCACACACUUAUCACAUCAACUCCAUCUCAGUCAACAGCGACUAUGAGACAUACAUGUCCACAGACGACCUGAGAAUCAACCUAUGGCACCUGGAGAUUACCAACAGAAGCUUCAACAUUGUUGACAUUAAACCAGCCAACAUGGAAGAGCUGACAGAAGUAAUCACUGCAGCAGAGUUUCACCCCAACCAGUGUAACACAUUUGUCUACAGCAGUAGCAAGGGCUCCAUUCGGUUGUGCGACAUGCGAGCAGCUGCACUCUGUGACAACCACUCCAAAUUCUUUGAGGAGCCAGAAGACCCCAGUAAUCGCUCCUUCUUCUCCGAGAUCAUCUCCUCCAUUUCAGAUGUAAAGUUCAGCCACAGUGGUCGUUAUCUGAUGACCCGUGACUACCUCACUGUUAAGGUGUGGGACCUCAACAUGGAGAGCAAACCUCUGGAGACCUAUCAGGUCCACGACUACCUGAGAAGUAAGCUGUGCUCCCUCUACGAGAAUGACUGUAUCUUUGACAAGUUUGAAUGUGUCUGGAAUGGAACAGACAGUGUCCUCAUGACGGGCUCUUACAACAACUUCUUCCGCAUGUUCGAUCGUAACACCAAACGCGACGUAACAUUGGAGGCCUCACGGGAAAACAGCAAACCUCGGGCCAUCCUCAAGCCACGCAAGGUGUGCGUGGGUGGCAAGCGGCGUAAAGACGAGAUCAGUGUGGACAGCUUAGACUUCAGUAAGAAGAUUCUACACACGGCCUGGCAUCCUUCUGAGAAUAUCAUCGCAGUGGCUGCCACAAACAACCUCUACAUAUUCCAGGACAAAGUCAACUAGCAUGUAGCUCUAAAGUCCUUUGUCAUCACAGAGAGAGACACAGGUGUUAAUCCUCAAGGGGAAUUGGCAGAUCUGAAAAGGUUGGACUUACUGGCAGAAUUUUCAAGAAACACCUGGUUGAACAUUUUGGCCUCCAAAGCAGACUGUAACCACUGCACUGAAAUCCUAUGUACUGCGAAUUUCAGGUCGCCAGAAACCGUGAAGAAUGCGACAAUGGCUGCUGCCUACGACUUUUGAUUUUUUUGGAUGUUCUCCCUUGCUGUAGUUUUUGUUUGGUAUGCACAGCAAUAGAAUGAAGAUUGAAGAUACAUUUUGCUGCAAGGUGAGGAUUGGGGGAGGGGGGGGUGUUUUUUUUUUUUUUUUAAAUCAGAACUGAUCAUUAACAGCCCAAGUCCUGUGACCAGUUCAUGUUGAUUGGACUGAGGAUGCUGAUGAUGGAAUGCAUUGAUGUUGCCAGGCUGCUGUGGCCUUGAGGUGUCCAUCAGCUGUACCCUCGUGUUCAACUCAACUUUUAUUUAUUUAUUCCCCUUUUACUUCAUGAAGGUGCAUGCAUCAUUUCAACACCUCAUUGGGUUGGAAGGUGCACUGUGGAAUUGGUUUAAGUUGCAGGAAAAACAAUGUAGCAACGUAUUGCUUUUGUUCUAAUUUUCUAAGGAAAUUCUAAAAAGUGUAAUUAAAAAAAAAAAACAAACAAAAAGGAACCAA